GUUUUGCAGUUUUUUGUUUCGUUUUUUUUACUUAAUUAUAUCAACUUGAUUAUUAUCAACAACGUGCCGUAUUUAUUAUGAAUUAUUUAUAUUGGCGGCUUCUUAAUAAGUGAUCGUAAUAAGAGAUAGUUUAAUUUAAUCGUACAACAAGUAUAAACGUAUAUAUUAAUUAAAUUGUACUGUUUUACGAAAGAGGAUAUAAUUUACUUGGAACUUGUAAUUUUUAUCCAAAUUGGUGAGUUUGAAUCAUAGAUCAAUAAAAAAUGCGUUCGAUGGAAUUACGAAUGCCACCUUCAUCAGGCGGUGGAUCAACAGGGUUAAGUAGCAUGAGUAGUGCAGCGAGUGGAGGCUCAGAUGGUGGUUGUAGUCCAGCCAGUAGUGCAGGUGCACGUGCACCAUGGUUAGAAGAUGAGUGUGAAGAUAUUGAAGUAGACGAUUAUACGACUAAACGGGGCGGUCUAGGUAAAUCUGGUCAAGAUUUAUCAGAUAGUUCGGGUAGCGAAGAAAUUGGUGGUAAAAAAGGACGAGGCAAAAGAAAAGCUAACGCAAAUAAUAAUGUAACGAAUAAUACUAGUGGAACAAGGAGGCGGCGCAGUGGUAUAUCAGCUAGAGAGAGAAAUUUACGACGACUAGAAAGUAAUGAACGGGAGCGAAUGAGAAUGCAUUCAUUAAAUGAUGCUUUCGAACAAUUACGAGAAGUUAUACCCCAUGUGAAAAUGGAAAGAAAAUUAUCAAAAAUAGAAACAUUAACAUUAGCAAAAAAUUAUAUAAUGGCACUAACGAAUGUAAUUUGUGACAUGCGAGGAGAAGAAAAACAUUAUACUUUCCUAGAUAUGGAAGAAGAAAGUGGUGGUGAACAGGAUACAGAACGAAUGUUAACUGAAUCGGAACCGAAUAACAAUUCACUUUUUCAUGAAAAUUUCGAACCAUCAUCACAAUCAACGCAACUAUAAAAUUAUAAUUACCAUAAUAUCUGCGUACUUAA
Messenger RNA from Chrysoperla carnea, 985 nucleotides. Its product is annotated as protein dimmed-like. NCBI's taxonomy places the organism in Eukaryota, Metazoa, Arthropoda, Insecta, Neuroptera, Chrysopidae. The coding region runs from base 264 to 953 and encodes 229 amino acids. The transcript has 6 exons. Gene Ontology annotation, molecular function: protein dimerization activity. The record is from RefSeq and is a predicted model, not a curated record.